Molecule: messenger RNA, 2439 nt
Organism: Plasmodium gallinaceum
Lineage: Eukaryota; Apicomplexa; Aconoidasida; Haemosporida; Plasmodiidae
Gene: PLP3
Product: membrane attack complex, putative
Exons: 1
Coding region: 1-2439 (812 amino acids)
Cellular component (GO): membrane
Molecular function (GO): wide pore channel activity
Source: RefSeq, a predicted model, not a curated record
AUGGCUUAUCAAAAGGCUUGGAUUAUAUUUAUUCUUAUUUUUGUAUUCAUUAUAAAUGUUGUUUAUGAGUCUUUAUAUGAUCACAUAUAUGUAAGAUAUAGUUUUUUUUCUUUUUCGCAUAGUUUUGUUAUAAAUAAGGGAGAAAAUAAUAUACACCAAAUUGAAAAACUACAAAAAAAAAACAGAGAAAUCAUAUCUUUUUUGCAGAGUGAAUAUAUACUUCAAGAAUUUAACAUUCAAAAAAAUAUAAAAGAUAAUGUUAAUAGUAACAUUAAAAAAAAAAAAAAAAGAAAAAAAGGAAGAAAUUCAAAAAAAAGCUCUAAUAGUAAUAAAAUAUAUAAUGAGAUUCAAGGUAUCAAUCUUAAUGAAAUAACAAGUUAUAACAAUGACAUUAAUGCAGAAAAGGACUAUGAAAUAAAUAAAAAAAAAGUAAAUUUAAAAAGUGGAUGCAACCAUAGCGCAAAAAAAUGCAUAAAUGGAAAAAUUAAAAAUUUUGUAAAAUUAAUGAGGGAUAUUGAUGAUAUCCAAAAUGUAAAAAAAUAUUCAACAGAAACACACGAGGAAAAUGUAUAUGAUGACGAACAUCAUACAGUAGUUGUAUUUGAUGGUGUAGAUGAGGAAAAAGACUUAUAUAAUAAAUACAAAAGAAAACAAAAAAAUGGCAUGAAUACAAUAGUUAUACAAGGGACAGAAUACUUAGGAGUAGGUUAUGAUUUUAUUUUUGGAAAUCCAAUAGGGGAUCCAUUUUUAAAAGUAGAUCCAGGAUAUAGAGAUUCAAUAAUAAAAUUGACAUACCCUAAAUCAGAUAUAGAUUAUCCGGAUGGCUAUUUGAAUAUAAAUCCAAAUGGCUCUUAUGUAAGAAAUGAGAUAUCCUGUAAUAGAUCUGAAAAUGAAAGUGAAGUGAGUUCAAUGAGUGAAUAUACAAAGGAACUUUCAGUUGACGCAAAAAUAGGUGCUUCUUAUGGAUUGUUCGGAUCCUUUUCAGCAUCUACGGGUUAUAAAAGUGUAUCUAAUACUAUUUCAAAAAAGAAAUUUAGAAUUUUUAUGUUAAAAAGCUACUGCUUUAAAUAUAUGGCAUCUUUAUCACAAUAUUCUCAAUGGAAACUCACUGAUCAAUUUGUAAGAGCAAUUUCUUUACUUCCCUCUUAUUUUAAUUCAUUGGAACAAGAUGGAACUUACUGCAGUGCUGAAGAAUUUAGAGAUAAUAGAAAAACAGAAAAGUGUGGUAAAAGUGUUUAUUCUUGGAUGUAUUUUUUCAAAAAUUUUGGAACGCAUGUUUCGACUCUUAUACAUUUGGGAGGAAAAAUAACACAACAAGUAAAAAUCUCAAAAAAUGAAUAUAAGUCAUUGAGUGAAAAUGGAUUAUCUGUGUCUGUAAAUGCUUCUGCUGGCUUUGGUUUAUUUAAAGCAAAUGCAUCUGCUAGUACUGAUUCUAAUGAAUCCAAUAAAAAUGCUUCUUCUAAUUCUAGUAUGGAGAAGGAAACUGUAAUAAUUGGAGGUACAACAAUUUUCGAUCCUAAUAAUCCUAAAAAUUUUGAAAAGUGGGCAAAAAGCAUAAAGGAUAACCCAAUGCCUAUUAAAGGGGAAUAUGAGCCAUUAUCAAGAAUAUUGCCUAUUCGUUUAUCUAAAGUUUAUGAUGAAGCGUUGAAUUUUUAUAUUUCAGUGAAUGUUCCUAUUAAUAUAAGAGAAGUAACAAAUGAUGAAAUCAAACAAUAUAAUCUUAAAGAUGAAUUAAUGAAGUCUAAAAUAGUUUAUGAAAGUGGUACAGGAUUAGUGGUGCUUGAAUGUGAAGAAAAGCAAAAUUUUAUUUUAGGAUUUUCUUUAUCAAUACCUAAUGAUUUAUCAAAGUUAGAUGAUUUUUAUAUGAAUACAUGUGAUGGAGAUUCUGAUAAAUGCUAUUCAAAAAUGAGUGAUAAUGUAUACAGUUAUUUAUUUGCUAUGUGCAAUGAAGAAAUGAUACCUUUCCUUGAACAAAAAGUAAAAUCAGGAACUAGUUUAUUGACACUAGAAUGUUCAGAAAAAAAUCAAAUUAUUUUGUUUGGAUUUGGUAUUAGCGUAUUAAAUUCAAAUGAUCCUAUUUCAAUUUCUAUGUAUCCAUGUAAAUAUGGAAAACCCUCUUGUUCUAUGCAAGGAUCUACAGAUAAAUCAGCUGUUGGAUUAUGGAUAGUAUGUGGGCAUGAGGAAUCUUUUAAUUCAAAAUUUUCUGUUAACGUUAAAAAAUUAGAGUAUGAAAAUAUUUCUGGGAAAAAAAAGAAGCAUGUAGAUAUUUGUCCACAAAAUGUACUAUUUAAUUUGCUUUUUGAAUUUACUAAUAUUUCUCUUAAAAAACGUAAUGGUUCGUGUUUCUCUGUAAAUUUUACUUGCCCAAAUGAUUUUCAUAUUUGUUCAGAUAAAAAGAAUAAAAAAACAUUUACUUAUUAUUCUUUAUCAGUAUAUUAA